This is a messenger RNA of Macadamia integrifolia, 1323 nucleotides long. RefSeq names its product calcium-binding protein PBP1-like. Lineage: Eukaryota; Viridiplantae; Streptophyta; Magnoliopsida; Proteales; Proteaceae. Gene Ontology annotation, molecular function: calcium ion binding. The transcript has a single exon. The record is from RefSeq and is a predicted model, not a curated record. Bases 824 to 1180 code for a protein of 118 amino acids.
UUUAUAUCCGUUUGAAUCCGGUUUUCCAUGGUGGGCGCAGUUUUCACAAGUCUGCCAUUCUACCCAUUCAAUGGCCACCAAGCGUCAGCCCCAGGAAAGUGUAAUGAGUAACCGAUAUCUUUUCAGCAAAAAUAAAGUUCUGAGAACCCAAUAAUUUCUAGUACUAAAAAUUGUUAAAUUAAUUUCUCCUAAUUUUGACUAUGAUCCAAUAAUAAAUAAAGAAUGCUAUUCGCUGGCGUGUAUCUGUACUAAUACAUAUGGAUGUGGAAAGAUCAUGCUAACCAUGCCAACCUUUUCAUUGGCCAUGGACGCUGAUGUUUAUCUAUGCCAGCAGGUAGCGUUCAACACUUCUGUUGGCACCGACAUGAUCUUAGCCCAAAUCACGUGAGAUUAUAAAUUAAUGAUCAUCAUUAGACAUGUUUCAUCUCUAAAAAUUAAAAAAACAUAGACAUGUUUCAGGUUUUUGUUUAUAUAUCAUUCAAAUGUUGGUGGCCACACUAACAGGCGGCCAGGCCCAUGCAGUUCUUGAGAGUAGCAAAGGACUUCUUUAUUCUCAUUAACUUUAUUUUUUUAAAAGCAUGAAGUCUUCACUAAACUUCCAGGUUCUAAACUUUAAUUUAAGUCAUUCUCUACAGAAGAAAGAAGAUGCCGUUCACCUUCACGGAAAGAGAGUGUAAGAAAGAAAAGGAAGCCUCCACUAAGCAAACAGCGUUCAUACGACAGCUUUCAUGGGAAACUUUAAGUCCUUCCCCUACUCCAUUUUCUUAUUUAAGGCCUUCCCUUUCUUCAUUUCUCUCACCAUCUACAUACAAAUUGUUUCAACAUGGCAAGCAAUAAUGUAGUGAGAUUUGAAGAUUUCCUCCCUACAAUGGCUGAUAAGUUGGGAGGAGAAGGAUUGAUUGGAGAGCUUUGUAAUGGGUUUCAGUUGCUGAUGGAUAAGGACAGGGGUCUGAUCACAUUUGAGAGCUUGAAGAGAAGCUCUUCUCUUCUGGGUUUGCAAGACUUGAGAGAUGAUGAGUUGCUGAGCAUGUUGAAAGAAGGAGACUUGGAUGGUGAUGGUGCUCUUAAUCAGAUGGAGUUUUGUGUUCUUAUGUUCAGAUUGAGUCCUGAGCUGAUGGAGUCUUCCAAAGGGUGGUUAGAAGAAGCUAUGGUGAAUGAGUUUGUAGGUUCUAUGUUCUGACCUCACAGUCUAUUUGUGGAAGGGAGUUGUUUUGUACAUUUUGUUUAUUUAAAUGAUUGGCAUCAUCUCUUUUACUUUUUUGCUUUUUUAUUUUCUUUUUUGCUACUAUAACAACAACAACAAAUCCAACUCCAACUCCGACU